UGUUCUACUCCCCUCUCGUUUACUUGUGCUUGACUUGCUUUCCCAUUGAUACCACAUCCGUUGCCACCUUACAGUCAUCAACAUAUCGUCAACACCCCUGUGCUUUGUACACCUGCAGCGGUGCUUUUACACUUGAUAUUGUCAAUAUUGGUAUUGUGAGCUGACGAUGGGACAAGUCCCAAUUCUGGGCAGGCCUUCCGUGGUGCCUGCCACUAUGAGGAUUCUCUCUCAUACGUCACGAGGCCUAUAUGUCACGAGGCGCUUCCCAUUAGACACAUUCGCCAUGGCGACCGCGACACCUCGGAGGCGGAUCCAAUCGUCUUCCAGACGACCAUCUCCUCCAUCAUCAUCAUCCUCGGAUGCAUCCACCUUAAACGCGUCCACAGUUGGCACCCUCUCCCAAACCCACACACCCGAGGACGCAGCCGGAUCUGCAGCAACCAUGGCGAAACACUCACCCCUCGCCGUCCUGCCCCUAUCGACAGUCCUCCGCACCCUAGCCACCAACACCAUCUCCUCCUCCCCCGUCCUCCUUCCCCCCUCUCUAUUCAUCAUGAGCAAGCUCGCGCACGCGACCAACCCCCUAAUGAAUCCAGACCGCAACCCCCUCCUCCGCUACUUCCUCAAGAAAACCUUCUACGCGCAAUUCUGUGCCGGCGAGAACGCAGCAGAGGUGCGCGCCACCGUCUCGGGAUUAAAACGCAUCGGCUUCACAGGCGUCAUCCUGGGCUACGCCCGCGAGGUCGUGCUCACGCAGGAGCAGACACUCGACCUAGGCGCCAGCAUCCACGACGAAGCCUGUCUCACCCACGAAAUCACACCCUGGAAGAACGGGACCCUGGAGACGGUCAAGAUCGCGCAGCCGGGCGACUUCGUGGCGCUCAAGUUUUCCGGUGCGGGGCGCCACGCGCUCCACGCGCUCAAAAACCGACUGCCGCCUAGCAAGGAGCUGCGCGCUGCCAUUGACGAGAUAUGCGAGUUGGCGCGGGAGCGCGACGUCCCGUUGCUGUUUGACGCGGAGCAGAUGGCGGUCCAGGCCGGUAUUGAUGAUUGGACGCUCGAGUACCAGCGCAGGUACAACACGAAGCCCGGGCAUGCAAUUAUCCACGGCACGUACCAGGCGUACUUAAAAUCUACUCCUGCGACCCUGGCGUCGCACCUCGUGAUCGCGGCCAAGGAAGGCUUCACGUUGGGAGUCAAGUUGGUCAGGGGCGCGUAUAUGGGGUCUGAUCCGAGGGAGAUUAUACAUGAUACCAAGGCGGAUACGGAUAGAUGCUACAACGGCAUUGCGGAGUCGCUGAUUAAGAGAGAGUGGGGGCCUAUUCUGGCGCAGCCGCAAACUGCCGAUUCCAAGUCUUCUCCGACUUCGACUUCGUUUCCGCAAGUAUCCCUCGUCCUCGGCUCCCACAACCUUGAAAGCGUCCGCAAGGCUCGCGCAAUCCGCGACGCUAUCCCGGCUACGGAAGGUUGCAGCGAGUUGGCCAUUGCGCAACUGCAGGGUAUGGCGGAUGACGUGAGCUGUGAAUUGAUUUGUGUCAAGAAGGCCGACUCGGUCGCCAAUGAGGCCGCCUCCAAGUCUGUGACUAUCAAGGAGAAAGAGAUGAUCAAGGGAGGCAAAGGCCAGACCAGGGCGUACAAGUACAUUGUCUGGGGAUCGACGGGCGAGUGCAUGGCAUAUUUGCUGCGCAGGGCUUACGAGAACCGCGAUGCGGUGCAGAGGACGCUCGAGGGGAGGAAUGCUAUGUGGGGGGAAGUGAAGAGGAGGGCUUGGGGGGUGUUUGGACGUGGCGCUUGAUCGGUAUGACUGUCGUACCGUGUAGUCCGGUCUGAUGUAUUUGUUGUCAGUCCGCUGGAGACUCUACUUUAACGGAGGAUGGUUUGAGCGUUGAUUUCAAAUGCCGUGGAGGUUGGAAGCUUCUGGAUAGAAGACUGUGAGCGUCGAACCUGGCAUGUGAGCAUGAUGAUGGGGAACGAGCGUUGGUUUAUCAACCGCUCUGGAGGUAUCGAGGGAAGUGCCCUAGACUGUUUGUUAGAGAGAAGUAGGUAUAAUUUUACGAGACUAUGAUUAUGCCCAAGAUUGAAACUACUUAACAGCCGCCUGCCCGGUUAUCGUGGUGAAGAGUGAUCGGUUCAGACCAUUUCCAUGCGUGUGCGUGAACGAUAUGCCCCCCACACUAAAACAGCAGUCUAGAACGUUGAAAGCCUUUUUC
This is a messenger RNA of Pseudomassariella vexata, 2210 nucleotides long. Its product is annotated as FAD-linked oxidoreductase. Gene Ontology annotation, molecular function: FAD binding; proline dehydrogenase activity. The transcript is spliced from 2 exons. Lineage: Eukaryota; Fungi; Ascomycota; Sordariomycetes; Amphisphaeriales; Pseudomassariaceae. The record is from RefSeq and is a predicted model, not a curated record. Gene Ontology annotation, cellular component: mitochondrion. The coding region runs from base 167 to 1795 and encodes 542 amino acids.